AUGGAUUAUGAACCCAAGAAAUCCAAAAAGGGUUUUACCUCACCCAUCAAGCGUCUGGUAUGGUCAAAAGCCAGUCGUAGACCUGUGGACAGAGGCAGCGUGUACCGCCGUCCCCUGCACACCGUCCCACUAUACGCUCCCGAUUUCCUCAUUCACCCAGAAAGGCUCAUCUUCGACUACGUAGAGAAGGAGGUCAAGUUCCUUGGUCACCUGACCUGGGUGUCAGUUUCUCUCAACCCGUCCAGUCGAGACGAGCUGCUGCAACUGCUGGACACCGCCAGGCAGUUACGGGUGCUCCCGUCCAAGACUAGCGUGGAACAGGACUGCAUCUUAAGUCUGUCCGCUCGCUGCCUCCUGCUGACGUGGCGAGACAACGAGAAGCUGCUGAUGAGGAUUCCCACGCACGAGAUUGCCGCUGCUUCCUACCUAAGAGAUGACGCGCUGCACCUGCUGGUCCUCAAAACAGGUCUAAACGUGGACACCGUGGUCGCCGGGGACAUCAGCUUGGAUCGAAAGAAACCAGCGGGCAUCGACGGCCGACGUCAAACUGUGAGCUGCAACGCCGACCCGCGACCUUCCGGGGGUACGAUGGAGCGACGGCACACCAUUUGCGGUGUGGAUUGGAGACCAUCGCUGUCCAGGAGCAACCACGACAAGAACCAGAAUGUGGACAGAGGAGGAGGAGGAGGAGGGAGUUUGGAAAGGAAGCGAGCCGGCGGCAGCUGGGAGAGGAGACAACCCACCCGGAAGACUGGCGGUAGCUGGGAGAGCCGCCGAGCCAGGCCGACUGGCGGGGUGGCGCCUGCUGGGGGAGGGAGUUGGGAGCGGCGGCACGGAGGAGGCGGUGCCGGAAGCUGGGAGCGCCGGCAGGCCUGCACAGGAAGCUGGGAGAGGGGCAAGAGCUACGGGAGCUGGGAGAGGCGCAACCACAACCCAUUGGAGCCUACGCCAUGUCCCGAUGCCUACUGCAACCUCGUUAUCCUGGCGGUGGACAACCGAGAUGCAGCAGAGGAGUACUGUUCCUUGAUCUGCCAGAUGUUCCAGAUCAUUUAUGGCCAUCAGACUAUCGAGUGCGUGGACAGAGCGGGAUUUCACCAUACCAUGCCGGACCGCUACUGGCUGCAAAGGAGUGACAGCUGCCUGACUGACGAGUCUUUCGGCUAUGACCCCGAAUAUAGCUGCUGCAGCUCAUAUGACGGAUCCCAGGAUGCAUUUGAGCUCUACUACAGCGAGACGUACAGCGAAAGUUCGUCCGUGUCCCUGCAGGACUCGCAUCGCAGUCUGACUUCAGCCAACGACGGAGGAGAGAGUAACCCCACCCUGGUGCUCAUGCAGGACUACAUGAUCACGUUGCGGAACAAGCUGACAGCUGUGGAGUUACAACACUUUGCGGCGUUCCUAAGAGAAUACAGGCUGGGCUCCAACAUCGGCCACUUCUGUUCCGUGCUGCUGCAGCUAUAUGGAGACGAGCGCAAGUUUCUUUUGCUGGGAAUGCGUCCGUUUAUUCCCGACAAGGAUGUGGGGGAGUUUGAGAGCUUCCUGGAAGGUAUCGGGAUCCGCGAGGGUGGCAUCUUGACCGACAGCUUCGGACGCAUCAAACGCAGCAUGAGCAACACAUCGGCCACCGCCAUGAGAGGGUAUGACAGCGGCUCUCUGGCGUCGGGAUCUCAAGAGUUCAACCGGCGCAUCAGUGACAUAACGCAUGACAUCCAAGCGCUAGGUUUUGGGGACACGCAUGACGAUAUUGAGGAGGAGGACUACUACUUGUGA
Messenger RNA from Nerophis lumbriciformis (worm pipefish), 1770 nucleotides. The record is from RefSeq and is a predicted model, not a curated record. Lineage: Eukaryota; Metazoa; Chordata; Actinopteri; Syngnathiformes; Syngnathidae.